This is a messenger RNA of Dreissena polymorpha, 2094 nucleotides long. RefSeq lists its product as uncharacterized. The record is from RefSeq and is a predicted model, not a curated record. Gene Ontology annotation, molecular function: protein binding; zinc ion binding. Bases 274 to 2094 code for a protein of 606 amino acids. Lineage: Eukaryota; Metazoa; Mollusca; Bivalvia; Myida; Dreissenidae. The transcript has 5 exons.
CUCACAUGACAGUUUACAUCGUGACGUAGUGAGGCUGGUCACUAGUCCCACAAAACUGUGCCGCAAAGAGCUUUUAGGGUUAUACGUGGGACAAGGUUUUACAAGUUCACAUAAGAUUUUCGGAGUCAUGUUAUAAGUGGUAAUUGUUGAUCUUAUAUAAAUAGUAUAUAAUAUAUAUGUAUGUACAUGUAUCAUAUGCUUAUAUACUGAUGCAGAUUUGUUUGUAAUUAUAGUGUCAGAAAGUGACUUUGUUAAAACUAGUUAAUAUACAAAAUGGCAGCAAGUUCUCAGUCUUCAGUUGAUCAGGGUUCUAAUGAAGUGAAGGACUAUAUUUGUAAUGCCUGUGAAGACCAGAAUACUGUUGGGACCACUGCUGACUUCUAUUGUAAACAGUGUGAACGAUUUUAUUGUGGAAACUGUAUUCAUCUGCAUGGUAAAUUGUUUGCAAAACAUAAUUCUAUUGGAAGAGUUGAUAUAGAUAAAUGGCCGGUUUCAAAAAAGGUGGUGGAUUUUCUACAAACUUGUGAUGUUCAUAAGGAACAUAAAAUUGACCAAUUCUGCAACCUGCACAAACAGCUGUGCUGCCCUCAGUGUGUAUCUGAUCAACACAGCCAGUGCAGUAAAGUGACUCCAAUUAAUGAGCUGACCAACACGCAGCCCACAGACCUACAGGGACUGUCAGUGGAGCUCAAAACUGUCCUGGGAGAAAUCAAGAGCCUACAGAUCAGUCAGGAGGCCAGCGUUGAGUCAUUGCAGAAAACAUACAAGGAACAUAGGGCAGAUAUGAUCGAACAAAUGCGUGGCAAUUUAAACACUAAUUUAGAUAAGUGUGGUAAUAAUUGUGUGGGCACAUCGGGAAAAAUUGAGCAAUAUAUAAAAGACAACAUGUGUAGGAGUGUUCUUUCUAUCUUGAAUGAAUUUGAUAAUAUUACUUUGAAGGAACUAAAUGAGAUGAAAGAUGAAGUUAUAAGCAUAAAAGGGUCAGUUACAAGUUCCAUUAAUAAAUGCACCAGUCUUCACAAUGACUUGUUGCAAUUACUUGAAAUCGUUCAGAAAAUUGGAGAUAAUAAGGAGCUCUGCCUUAUAGCCAGCAUAAAAUGUAAGCAUAUAAUACAGCAGGCAUUGACUCUGCUUGGAAAGUCAGGCAAGGUGUUUAAGGUCCAGGGGAAGUCUGAGUACAAUGUGAGAAUACCAAGUGAUUCAGUUACAUGUGAUUUCUCAGGCAUAUGUGUUCUUCCAGAUGGACAGGUCCUGGUUGUAGACUGGAGAAAAAAGAAUGUCAAGCUGCUGAACCAUCAGUACCAGGUGGUGAGUCACUUGGAUGUGAAUGCUCGGCCAUUUGACAUUUGUUUGAUCACACCUAGUGAGGUUGCUGUGACUGUGAAUGCUAGCAACAUACAUGAGGUCCGGUUUAUCACUGUCAACCAGGGAAAGCUUGUUCCUGGCAGGAAGUUUCAGUUACAACAUGAAUGUAGAGGUAUUGCCCAUCAACAUGGAGAUCUUUUUGUCACCUCUGAUAAAGAAAUGUUCAAAUACACACUGAAUGGCAAACUGAUCUGCAGACUCUAUGAAGCUUUGGGUUAUAAUACAGUAGACAAGUGUGCUGUGAGUCCCACAGGAGACAGGCUGUACAUCAUCAGCAGGUACCAGAACAAGCUUCUCACCCUGGCCAGGGAUGGCACACUCCUGGCUACAUUCACAGAUCCAGUACUAGAUGGCCUAUUUGGUCUACAUGUGACCCCUGCAGGCCAGGUGCUGGUCUGUGGACACUAUCCCAGCACUGUACUACAGGUGGGCUGGGAGGGAGAGAGUAAGCUGGCUAAUCUUGCUACUCAGAAGGAUGGAGUGUGGUCUCCAAUGUCAGUCUGCUACAGCAGCACCACAUCCUCCAUCAUUGUGGGACUGUUGGUGGACGACACCAUCCUGGUGUUCAGAUGGCUGCUGAGUCAGGACAACAAUGAUGAGGAUGUGGUGGACAAGAAUGACCUGAGUACGCAGAAGGUGAGCAUGAGCAUUGUUAUCGAGUUGACGUGGCAACAGCACCAGUCGGACCCCCAGGAGCCUCAGUCCAGGACAACCCUUCCCCUCCCAUGA